CGCAAUUCGCUGCUGCCCUCUUUCGAUUUCUGGGUUUAGGGCUUCUUGGGAGUCGCUCGAUUCCUUCACGUAUUUUGCUUACUUUCGUAGAUUUCAAGUAUUGUAUCUGAUUCCAUUUCUUGGCAAUUUUCUGCGUUUGAGGAGUGUCGGUUUGGGUAUAUACCAGCUUCCAAAGGGUUGCUGGUGUUUUGGAUUCUUGAUGUAUAAAUUUGGGCGCUUUCUCUUCUGGGUCGUGUUCUGGAUUUGUAAUUGUUCGUCUGUCGGAUGCCAUCUGGUUACUUUAGAGGGUUACAGGAACCAAAAGCUGCAGAUCCAUACGUGAAGAAGAGAACAAGGAUGCGGAAGUGGUUCUGUUGUACGUGUCAAAUGGAAGAUUCAAAUCCAUUAAACGAAGAGGAAAACCUGAAAAGUCCUAGGCACCAAUCUGAUGGAUAUCAGAAGAACCAAAAACCAUCUGCUACUGCAAAACCGGAAAUGCAGAAGGAAGCUCCUCCCAUUGAGGUUCCUGCCUUGUCUUUGGACGAGCUGAAGGAAAAGACUGAUAAUUUUGGAUCAAAAGCAUUAAUUGGUGAGGGAUCUUAUGGAAGAGUGUAUUAUGCAACCAUAAAUGAUGGGAAAGUUGUUGCUCUGAAGAAACUUGAUGUGUCACCAGAAGCUGAAACAGAUGUUGAGUUUUUGAGUCAGGUUUCCAUGGUUUCAAGACUGAAGCAUGAGAAUCUUAUUCAGCUACUUGGUUAUUGCGUUGAUGUGAAUCUUCGUGUUCUUGCAUAUGAGUUUGCAACGAUGGGAUCUCUGCAUGACAUACUACAUGGUAGGAAAGGAGUUCAAGGGGCACAGCCAGGGCCAACACUUGACUGGAUAACGAGGGUGAGAAUAGCCGUUGAGGCAGCUAGGGGUUUGGAGUACUUGCAUGAGAAGGCACAGUCUCCUGUAAUACAUAGAGAUAUAAGAUCUAGCAAUAUUCUUCUGUUUGAAGACUUUAAAGCGAAGAUUGCUGAUUUUAAUCUCUCAAAUCAAGCUCCUGACAAUGCUGCUCGUCUUCACUCUACUCGAGUCUUGGGAACCUUUGGUUAUCAUGCUCCAGAGUAUGCUAUGACCGGACAGUUGACUCAGAAGAGUGAUGUGUACAGCUUUGGGGUUGUACUUCUAGAACUUCUGACGGGGAGGAAACCUGUAGAUCAUACCAUGCCACGUGGCCAGCAAAGUCUCGUAACCUGGGCUACACCAAGACUGAGUGAAGAUAAAGUCAAACAAUGUGUUGAUCCAAAGCUAAAAGGAGAAUACCCUCCUAAAGCAGUCGCUAAGCUAGCGGCAGUGGCAGCACUGUGCGUGCAAUAUGAAGCUGAGUUCAGACCGAACAUGAGCAUAGUCGUCAAGGCUCUCCAGCCACUUCUGAAACCUCCAGCCCCAUCUCCAGAAUCUUGAGUGUGCAAGUCCUCAAGUCUCUGCUCUGCUCCAUUUCCUCAUCGUCAUUGCAAAGAGUCUGAUUUGAUUACAUAUCCUUCUGUUAAUUCAGAAUUUGUGUAGGGCUUGGGACUGACAAAACUAUAUCAUCGUGUAAUGCUCAUCUGGUGAAAUUCAACCAUAUUUGUGUUUAUAUACAUGCGAGUCUGAAAGUAGAGGUUAUGGGAUUCAUUUGUUGCCGUUUGGGUUUGGGAGGGGAAGACAGGUGAUUGCUGUGAUCCGUGGUGGGGUUGUUCUCUAUUUGUGGAUGGGAAGAGUUUUCUUUUUUUGCUAUUGCCCUUAAUUGUU
Tarenaya hassleriana is the source of this 1752-nucleotide messenger RNA. RefSeq names its product PTI1-like tyrosine-protein kinase 1. Gene Ontology annotation, molecular function: protein tyrosine kinase activity; ATP binding. The record is from RefSeq and is a predicted model, not a curated record. Gene Ontology annotation, biological process: protein phosphorylation. The coding region runs from base 265 to 1425 and encodes 386 amino acids. The transcript has 8 exons. NCBI's taxonomy places the organism in Eukaryota, Viridiplantae, Streptophyta, Magnoliopsida, Brassicales, Cleomaceae.